Molecule: messenger RNA, 6288 nt
Organism: Plectropomus leopardus (leopard coralgrouper)
Lineage: Eukaryota; Metazoa; Chordata; Actinopteri; Perciformes; Serranidae
Biological process (GO): signal transduction
Molecular function (GO): protein kinase binding
Source: RefSeq, a predicted model, not a curated record
UGCUUCAUUUGCAACUGGAAAUGACAAUGGCGGAGUGUUAGUGCGCUAUGGCCGGUCACAGGACUUACAGCCGCAGCAGGAGACCACAUGAGGUGAUGUGUAACAAGUCUGGAGCUGAACUGCUCAGCUGUUCAAACAACAGAGGACCAAACAUAACAUUUUUAAGGAGCUUUCUUUGACCAAAGUUUAAGGAGAGGGACAAUCAGGUUAAACUCGGAUUACUUUUAAAGUUUUACUUUACUUUUGAGCUCGAGACAUGGCUCUGUCCCAAAUAAUAUGCCUGGACGAUAACCACGUGAACCCGCGGACACACGAGUCCAAACCGGAGUUCCUGUACUGCGAGGACCAGCGGCUCGCGCUCGAGGCUUUCCUGCGGGAUGGUCGCGAGGGGUUUGUUAAGUACCUGGGGGCUCGUGGCCUGCGUGGCUUCCUCUCGGACCCGGAGCUGGAGACUCUUGCCGGGGCGGUGGAGCCCUAUGACCCGGGCGCGGAGCUCUUCCCGGAAGAUGCCGAGGAGGACGAGCCCCCGCUGUCAGAGCACUACUGGCCCGACCUGUCGGACAUGUCCAUCCCGCAGAUGGACCUGGGCUGGCCGGAGAGCAUCUCUUUUCGGGGGGUGACGCGCACUACUGUGUACACGCAGCCACCGCUCGAGGACCAGGUGCACAUCAAAGAGGUGGUCAGGAAGAUGAUUGCGCAGGCGCAAAAGGUAAUCGCAGUGGUGAUGGAUGUGUUCACUGAUGUCGACAUUUUCAGAGAUUUGAUAGAUGCUGGCUUCAGGAGGAAGGUUUCGGUCUACAUCCUGUUGGAACGCACAAUGCUACCUCAUUUUCAGUCCAUGUGUCAGAGGGCUGACAUGCAUGCCGGACACCUCAAGAACCUGCGUGUACGCUGCACAGACGGAGCAGAGUUUUACACUCGGUCCUGCACCAAGGUCAGAGGGAGAAUGGGGCACAGAUUCAUGUUCAUCGAUGGAGACAAAGCAGUGUCAGGGUCGUACAGUUUCACUUGGAUGUCGUCGCGGCUUGACCGAAAUCUCAUCACCGUGACUACAGGACAGGCAGUGGAAACCUUCGACACGCUGUUUCGCAUCCUUUACGCGACCUCCUCCUCGGUAGACCUCCGGCAGGUCGCCACAGAGCCUGAACCUGAGCCGGAGCCCAUUCCACAGCCGGCCCCAGUAGCCCCUCCUUCUGCUGAGGUUGUUAGAAAACUGUACAACCCCAAAUAUGCACUGGUUGCUUUAGGCAACCCGAGCCCCACCCCUUCAGAGGAACCCAAAGAGACCCAUAAUCCAGAGGAACCCAAGAGCCCAGAAACCAAGAAGCGGAGGCGGAGGGGGGCGAGUAAAGGAGCCAUACAGGAAGCUCCCAUCCACCCCGGACUCGCUGAUCUCGAGAAAGCAUGCUUGAUACCAUACCUUCCCACCUGGCCUGAGCCUGACCCCUCAAGUGAUGUAAUCGGGUUUAUUAACGUUCGUGACUCCAAAAAGCAGACUCAGGUCCAUCUACAGAGAUCUGAGAUGUUUGAAAAAAGCCAAGCGAUCAGGUUCAGCAGUCCAUUUAACAUGCCAAAGGAAAUCCUUCCAGAGGUAGCCAAGCCCAGACAGUUCACUGCCAAACAUGGGGAGAUGAAUAAACUCCAACCAGCACAAAAUAAAACCAAAGCUGAGGAGUCUGUGGCAGGCAGAGCUCAGCCAGCACAAUCCGAUGCAGCACCUGGUGACAUCAAAACUAAAGCAGAAACACCUGGAGAGAAAUCACCUGCAUCUGAGCCAAAGUGUGAAUCCAAAAAAGACACAACAAAGACUCUCAACACAGAGAAUGUAGUGCAUUCAAACACACACACUAACAAAGAUGUAGGCCAAAACACCACACCUCAGCUCAAUGCACACACACCUCAACAAUCCAACAACAAAGCAUCCACUCCUAACACGGGCACUACCAACACCCUCCCCGGACUGAACAGUAAAAAAGAAACUGAUUCAAACACACCACAUGCUGUUGUCCACAAGUCGCAUGCCCUGGAGACAAGCGGUACAAAGGCUGCACACCUGCAUAGUCCUGCUGAUGACACAGACUCACACACAGAGGUGACUGUUCACACGCAGCCACAAAACUCCUCUGAAAUUGCACCCAACAGCUGCACAUCUUCGUCUCCUACUUCUGUCAGCUCUGAAAACAAUCAUGUCUCCAUCACCACAAGCACGACUACAAGCACCUCUUCUCCUUUGUCCUCCAUCAGCUCCUCUUCCUCCAGUCCUCCUCUAAUUUCAUCUUCUACAACUCCCAAUCCACCCCUCCCUUCUUCCUUAGCAUCCCUGUCUUCAACUUCAACCCCCCCUGUCCCUAAACCUCGUACUGUCCAGCUCGUUAUCAAAGGCGGCAUCAGUGGCGAUGGUCAGAAGCUGCCAGAGUUCAGUGUUGUCAAGAGACCUGAGGUCCACAACGUAGCAACUGUGGCGCCAGAAAAAGUGCCAGAGACUGUCCCAGAACUGCAGGACAACAGUGAAAGCACGACAGGAGCACAGAAAGAUGCAGUAAAAUCUCCAAGGCAAAGUUUGACCUCCCAAGAGACAAAGAAUGAGGAUGCAGUUGAACAGCCUGAUGAAAGUGCAGGAAUGCAGUCAGUCGUUGGAAAUAACCUGGAAGCCAAGUCAGAUGUUUUGAUUACAGAUAUGCCGAAGGAAGAGAGUGAAAGUAUUCAAGAAAUAAUUCCAAAAGAUGUUGAGCCAAAGACUUUGACAUCAAUAGACUGCACACAGAUAGACGGUGGCGCAGCAGUCGAGACAGAGAUAAAGGCUCCAGAAAAAACGCUAACAGAUUGUGAGCUGACUCAAGUGCCAAAUGAAAAAAGUGAGAACGUGACAGAGCACAAAACAUACCUUGCGAGAUCACAUGUACCUCAGAGGAUAUCAUAUUCUGAGUUGACUCCACAAGAUGUGGAUGUAGAAUUUUUAAAAUCUCCAACACACAUAUCCAAAGACAGUGCAGCCGCAGACACACAAGGCCAGCAAGAUAACCCAAGUUUCAUACCGCCACACCACAUGGACAGCAUGCCAAAUACCGCAAAACAUAACACACACGCCUCCGUCCAAGAACAAAAUCCAAAAGCUCGAGGAAGCACACACACACCCGAAAGACCCCUGCGCUUGCCUCUCUCCGACAUCCACACGCCCGACUUUCGUUCACCGACGCCUGACAGAGAAUCGCGGUUGCUCACGGCUCUCGUGCGCACUCCGACACCAGACGGACAUCUGCCGCCCACCCCAGACUCACGAACACAUACGCCGGAUCCGCGGGCAUACACUCCAGACUAUCGAACUCCAACACCCGACGGGUACACCUCCGCUCUCUCCAACACCUCAGAGGAUUAUUACGAAUGUAGCGACUCUCCUUCCCAUGAGCUUGCUUUAGAAAGAGCAGCUUCCCGCAAUGACGAGGCGACGGAGGAUCAUGUUGGCCCAAUGCUCAAUAAUACUUCUAACGUGACAGCGAUCGCCACCAGUCCUGCAUGCAAAAAUUCGAACACUCGUGCUGCAUUAGGCACCACAGACGGGAAGACCUCCAGCAGUGAAACACUGAGUUUAUCUGGGCCUACUGGAGUCUCUUCUUCUUCUCCUUUACUUGAGAAGGAAAUGUUGGUGGAAAAGGAAACCGCUUUUGAAGAAAAUGGUAAAGAAGAGGAAGAAAAUGGGGGUGUGGCUGAGAGGACAGAGGGAGAUCACCAGGGGACGGAGAGGAGAGGCAAUGAAGAAGCUAAGAGGACAGCAGACCAUUUAAAACAAGGUGAAGAUUCAACAGAGACAGAAGAAAAAAAACAGGAAGUCCAACCCCAAGCCCCGAAGAGAAAGAAGGUGAUAAACCAAUCAGCAACGGCUGAGGGAGGAGUGACUCCAGGAGAAUUAACCAAUGAGAGAACAAAGUCAAGGCGACGGUCCACAGGUGACCUCCAACCAAAAAAGACCUCUGAGGGAAAGCGAUCAGACAAAGACAAAGUGGCAGUAAGACCCAGCAGCUUGGAUAGAAGAGACAGGCCCCGGACAACCAGGGAGACAGAUGGACAGAAGGUUUUGCAUACUCUUCCCAAAGUUGCACGAGGACAGAAGCAUGACAGUGGAUCAUCCUCCCCUUCCCGACCAACCAGACCCCCACAACCACUCUCAGGCAGCCAGGCCUUGGAGCCCCAUUCCUUGGAAAGCCGUCAACAGAACCAGGCAGAGAGCAAAGGGCUCCAAGGUAAUUCCCAGGAUAAUAACUCAUCUCCUCGCAGACCGCCAUUCAGACCACCUCCUCCAGCAGCAGCAGGUGCCGUUGGAUCUGCUGCAGGACGGAAGCAGGCAGAAGCCCCCCACAGCCAGCAGACCUUCCUCUCUCGACAGCCUCUAUCAUCGCAGAGCAGGAUGAGAGCUGGACAGAUGCAGAAUCAACAUCCCUACCCGAAACCCCAGGUCUCGUUUCUGCACACACACUCAAGCAGAGAGGUGCAACUCCAUCCUCGGUUCCACAACCAGAUGGUAUCACAGCAAGAACCACGUUGGCAGGAAGAAGGAAAGGGUCCAUUUAGCUUCACUUUUAGCAGGCUGUACAACCUGAAGGGCCUAAAGGAUAAGAUGAACAAGCUGCCAGCACAUAGCAAGAGAGGCAGCGCCAGCUCUCACGGCCAGGGACGCAAGAGCACGAGCUAGUCUGAUACUGUCAGUCAUCCUGGCAUCGAUUUUUUUUUAUGUUACUGUAUCGCAUCAAGCCAGAGGAAAUGCAAUGCAAAAGAAUUAAAGGAACAGUUCACCCCCAAAUCAAUGUAAACAUGAAUAGCGUUCACCUCGGCUGAGCUGUAACUUUAGUGAGCUCAGUAGUGCUCGGUGAGCUAGCAGUAGAUGCACACUUCCUUCUGUGCUUUGAUAUGGUUGGCACAUGGAAAGAAAAUAGUUCCUACAUGAAACUGCUCACAAUAAAGUCUGUGGAUUAUCUUGUAUCAACAGGUCAUAAUUUAUGGACAUUGCUGUUGCAUUUGUCAUAUGUCUUUUUUGGUGCUUUGAGCAUCACAAGCCAGGUGCCAUUUGUUUCAUUGUAUUUAAGAGAAGGUAGACAUUUCUACGGCCAAUAUCUCCAACACUUGACUUACACCAAAACAAUCUAGACUGAUUAACAGAACAACAGGUAAGAAAAAACAUAUGUUUUUCUUAGUUUCGGGUGAACUGUCCUUUUAAGGUAGAAAAAACUGUCUCCUUUGACCAGUUUUGUUUACUGUGAGAAAUGCCAGAAAUAACUGUUUUCAGAGCAUCCCUCCUGUGAGCACAUCAAAGACUUGGCUCUACAGCACCUUUUUUUCACCCUCGGGUUACUUCUUGCUGACGUUUUUAGUGAAGGUCUGAACUUUGACCUGUGACUCAUGAAUUGUGGGAUUGGCCUGCUCCUGUCUCAUCUGACAGAGGACCCACUUUAAGUCGUCUGCCACAUGACAGAAUGAAAAUGCUUCUGUGCAUGAUGUUGCUCAUUGCUGGACCAAACAAAGAGUGACUGGAUGGGUAGUUUUUUUUCUCUUGGAUUGUCAUUUCUAGAAAUGUCUUUCAUGUCGAAAAAUCCACCUGCUUUUUCUGACUGAACUCAGAGCUUUGAGCUUUAGGUGGUCGUGACCUCUGAUGCCGUCAGUGGCCUGGACAUCUGGAGCUGAACCAUAGCUGCCUCUUCUAAAUUAUAACAUGGUCUAGAAUGGUUUUCUUGUUGCUUGUCCACCCACCAGGCCAGUUAUUGAAUAGAUUAAUAAAAGAGGGGCUUUUAAAACUAUUUUCACAUGAAAAAUUGGAUAUUAAAUAUUGAAGCUGUUUAUAUGACCAUCAAAACUUGGUAGAUUUUUUUUCUGGCAGUAAUAUGGGAUCUUUGGUUUGUGCAGUCUGAAUGUGAAUUUGUGCUUCCAAUAUACAGUUUGAGUGAGUGGGAGUCAUUACAGUGCACAUUAAUUACGUUUGAAAUGGGUACUAGUUAGGCCUGUCACAGUAAUUACAUUUUUUUUUUUUUUUUAAAUUAUUAUUUAUAUCAGCCAAAAGCCAUCAAAGUCGUGUCCAUAUUGUACAAUAUUGCCCUUGUGUUUACAUACAAGUUUGUUUAGAUAAGAGUAUCACCAGCAUUUUAGCCAGAAUAAUAAGACUUGGACGCAGCGUCUAAGCGUUUUUCACAGCACCUAAGCCAAAUGAGCAUGAAAAAAACUGUGCUGAGACACAUAUUGGUCUCAUUUCUGGUUAUUUGUGUUUCGUUUUUGUUUUGUUUGUUUGUUUUUUCUUUCUUUUUU